Molecule: messenger RNA, 1667 nt
Organism: Cuscuta campestris
Lineage: Eukaryota; Viridiplantae; Streptophyta; Magnoliopsida; Solanales; Convolvulaceae
Source: the annotation of a GenBank genome assembly
CUCAAAUAUUCUUUUCUCUCGAAAAUUAUAAGAAGACAAGAAGACGAAGUCCGUUCGUGAUAGAGAAUCCUAAGGAAGACGUGAUGGGCCGGAGAUAGAGAUCUCUUGAUCAAGGCGCUAUCGUUUGUUUUUCUUUAGGAGCCACAAUCAUUUCACGUUUACUUAUUAUGCAUGUGAUGUAUGAUUGAAUGUAUGCAUGUAUGUGAUUUUCGCUAGUGCAUACGCGCGGUGUAUGCCAUAGGCAAGACUGCGUUAUAAAUCCCUCAUAAUUUUAAGUCUGUGCCACCCCGACGCCCCGUCACUCGUCAAACCCAAUUUAGAUCGGUAACGGACUCACCCAAGUGAGACGCCCGGUUUACGUUGGUUAGGCGCGAAACCCGUAACUAGGGUACUGACUCGCCCCGGGUUAGUCUUAACUAAGUCUUGGUCAUAAGGAUGAGAGACUUAGGGCACUGCGGUAGGAUCAAUAAAUAAAAUCAGAUCAUCCAACCAGAGUUGUAAAUUGUUACAAUUGGAAUUUAUUCCUACCAGAAAUAAUUUAACUGUAGGGCAAGAUGCAAAGCACAACUAUAGUUAAAUGAAAUAUGGAUCUGGCCCAAUUAAGAAUUUUAUUUAAAAGAAUCCACCGAACCAAGAGUUGUUAGGCCAUAUAAACGAGAAACGCAUAUCCAAGCUACAUCGGUCGGGAAUGCUGGAGUCAUUUGAUCUUGAAUCAUAUGACACAUGCGAAUCUUGUUUAUUGGAAUCAUUCUGGGGGUAUGCGCUGAGCACUGCAAUAUAUACUCUUAACCGAGUUCCAACCAAGGCGGUUGAAGGAACACCAUACCAGCUAUGGACGGGCAAAUGCCCGGUUCUGUCACACUUAAAGAUUUGGGGCUGUGAGGCUUAUGUCAAACGUCUUUUGACGAAUGGCAAGCUUGACGCCAAGUCUGAUAAGUGUUUCUUCGUGGGAUACCCAAAGGAAACUCGAGGGUAUUCAUUCUAUCACCCUAUCGAUAAGAAGGUAUUCGUUGCUCACAAUGGUGUCUUCCUCGAGAAGGAAUUUCUCUCCAUCGCAACUAGCGGGCGAAAGAUAGAGCUCGAAGAAAUUCGAGACGACGAAGAAACUACCGCGCCGGUUCUGGAACAUGAGCUAGAGGAACAAACUGUUGUACCUCAAAAUGCUCAAGAUACACAAGAACCCCGUAGGUCUAACCGGUUACGCGCACAACCUGAAAGUGAAGUAGAAUUUUCCAUCGACCUUGUCCCUGGAACAAGACUGAUAUCUGCAACACCCUAUCGCAUGGCUCCUGCUGAAAUGAAGGAGUUGAAGGCUCAACUUGUAACACCCUAAUCCGUUCAGGUCUGCAGCCCCUUUUGGACUAAAGUAUUAACUUGGCAACGUAAAAAUUUCAAACAUUUAAAAACUUUAUUUCAAAUAUUGUACUAAAUAUUUCAUAAUACAUCAGAGUAAAAUUAUUCAAAAUAGUACAGAAGCGAUUUGCAAAUUACAACAGUGUGGUCACCAUGUGAUAAAAUCAUUUAGUUAAAUAAUAAAUUUGUGCACGUCCACGCAUCACCUCCAUCUCAGUAAUCUCCAAAAUAGGUUCCAUAUUUAUUCUCUCUCAUACCUAUGUGUAGAAAGAUGAAAAAGUCUACACGCUCAGCAAUGAAGCUGAGUGGUACCA